AUGACAACGUCACUGCUCCUCCGUCCGCGCUGGGUCGACCCGUCGGUGAUGUUUCUCUACGACAACAGCGGCGGUACCGAUGAAGUGAGCAAGAACAUGGACGGUUUUGCUGGUGGCAACUUUGCUGCGAACCAGUGUCGGAAUCUGAUGGCGCACCCCGCGUCCCUGGCACCCAGCACGGCUUACUCGUCAAGCGAAGUGCCCACCUCUGGUAUGGGUGAGCCUGUGAAGCAGUGUAGCCCCUGCUCAGCUGCUCAGAACUCAUCCAGCGCGUCUCUGCCUUAUGGGUACUUCGGUAGCAGCUACUACCCGUGCAGAAUGUCACAUCACAGCAGCAUUAAAUCGUGCGGAGCUCAGCCUCCCUCUGCGUAUGGGGAGAAAUACAUGGACACCUCAGCCUCGGGCGACGACUUCACCUCUCGGGCGAAGGAAUUCGCUUUUUACCCCACUUACCCUUCAGGCCCAUACCAACCUGUUCCCAGCUACCUGGACGUUCCCGUUGUGCCUACAAUCAGUGCGCCCUCAGAAGCCAGACACGAAUCCCUGCUGCCGAUGGAGAGCUACCAGCCAUGGACACUCGCGGCCAACGGCUGGAACGGACAGGUUUACUGCGCCAAGGAGCAGCCGCAGCCUGGACAUAUGUGGAAGUCCUCCAUACAAGGUAGGCUGCUUUCCUCUGAGUCCUGUCUUUAAGGGGGGGAAACGGAGUCUGUGCAUGUUAGUUUGUCACCAAAGAACAGAUAGGAUGCACUUUAUACAGAAUGGAGUGUUUGACAUGUCAGAUUUUGCUGCAGCCUUAAAAAUAAAUAAUACAAAAAUCUGCUGGUUUAUUAAAAAUCAGUGGAAUAUGUGAAGAAUAUAACAUGUAGUAAACAUAAAAUAAAAAGGGAGAGCAGUCUGCGCUAGUGUUAUUUGUGAAGUUAGUUAUCUAGAACCUUUUCUUAGAGUAUUUUGUAAUAAAUGUCUGUUUUUAUGAGGCAAUCUGACAUGGUUUCCUUGUUUUUACGCAUGCUUCUCCACUGUGACUUAAAAAUACUAGACUAUAUUUAGAAGCUAGACAUAAUGGGUGGCUGAGAUUUUAUCAGUCAGUGGAAAACACUCUGACUAUUCAGUUAUUAUGAGGUCCAUCCACUUGUUGAGAGGAGGCUACAUGACAGCUCCUUUUCUUUCUUUCUUGUCUCUCAGACGCGGUGUCCCACGCAGGGGGAGACUCCGGCUCUUAUCGACGUGGAAGAAAGAAGCGCGUGCCAUACACCAAGGUGCAACUGAAGGAACUCGAGCGCGAGUACGGCGCCAAUAAAUUUAUCACGAAGGACAAACGGAGGAGGAUAUCAGCGCAGACCAACCUGUCCGAGCGGCAGGUCACGAUAUGGUUUCAGAACAGGCGGGUGAAGGAGAAGAAAGUUGUGAACAAAUUGAAAACUAUCAGCUAG
Messenger RNA from Xyrichtys novacula (pearly razorfish), 1433 nucleotides. Lineage: Eukaryota; Metazoa; Chordata; Actinopteri; Labriformes; Labridae. The record is from the annotation of a GenBank genome assembly.